AUUGACAUAGCACUCUAAGGUUUGCAAAACGCUUUAAGAGGAUUGUUUCAUCUGGCGGUCGGAACCACCCUAGGAGUUAGGCACGUAGUGGGUGCUGUAGAAUCCUAUCCCAACAUUCUUUUGGGGUAGCAGUGUUCUGUUUGUAGGGAGGGGAGAGUUAGGUGAUGUAGGGUUCUGUUAGGGCUUAUAAAGGACGUUUUUCUUUUUGAAAUGGGGGGGGGGGAAGAAAAGCUCUAUAAACUACUGAAGGGUAUUUGAAGAAUACUCAGUGUAAAGUAACUUUGAUUGCCCAAGUAUUUGAGUACAAGCUAAUAGUUUAUCUCUGAAGAAAGAAAGUUAGAUUUGAAUCCAGAGGAUUCAAGUUCAAAUUCUGAUUGGGCCAUUUACUUCUUCUGUUAUCCUGGGUGUCACCAGGGGUUUGGGGGAGAGAGCAUAAGAAGGUGAAUAAUACAGGGCAAUCUAUACUGGUUGGCGUUUAGAAGAACUUUUGUGGUCAAGGAGGCUUCACAGAGGAGAAAGAUGGAGACUGUGAUGCUGAAUCUGCGAAAUCCGUUUGAGCAGAUUGUACGCCAGGCGGAGAUUCUCAAUGAAGGAAAUGAACUCCAAUUUAUCCAGUUGGCAAAGACUUUUGAAGACUUUCGCAAGAAAUGGCAAAGGACGGAACAUGAAUUGGGAAAAUACAAGGAUCUUUUGAUGAAAGCAGAGACAGAACGUAGUGCUCUAGAUGUGAAACUGAAACAUGCAAGAAAUCAGGUAGAUGUGGAGAUCAAACGGAGACAACGAGCGGAAGCUGACUGCGAAAAGCUGGAACGACAGAUUCAGCUGAUUCGGGAGCUGCUCAUGUGUGAUGCAUCUGGCAGUAUUCAACUAAGCGAGGAACAAAAAUCCGCCCUGGCUUUCCUCAACAGGGGCCAGCAAUCCACUGGCAAUGCUGGGAACAAAAGACUGUCAACCAUUGAUGAGUCCGGAUCCAUUUUAUCAGAUAUCAGCUUUGACAAGACUGAUGAAUCCCUGGAUUGGGAUUCUUCUAUGGUGAAGACAUUAAGGCUGAAGAAGAGAGAAAAGAGGCGUUCCAACAGCCGACAAUUUAUAGAAGGUCCACCAGGACCAAUAAAGAAAACUCGUUCCAUUGGUUCUACGAUAGACCAGGGGAAUGAAUCCAUAGUUGCAAAAACCACAGUCACUGUUCCCAAUGAUGGUGGCCCUAUUGAAGCAAUAUCCACUAUUGAAACUGUGCCCUAUUGGACAAGAAGCCGAAGGAAAACAGGUACUUUACAGCCUUGGAACAGUGACUCUACACUGGCUAGCAGGCAGCUGGAGUCCAGGGCGGAGACUGACAGUUCAAGUACUCCACAAAAUAAUGGAGGCAUGCGCUUGCAUGACUUUGUUUCUAAGACGGUUAUUAAACCAGAGUCAUGUGUUCCUUGUGGAAAGAGGAUAAAGUUUGGAAAAUUGUCCUUAAAGUGCCGAGACUGUCGAGUGGUGGCUCAUCCAGAAUGCCGGGACCGUUGUCCCCUUCCUUGCAUUCCAACACUGACAGGCACACCUGUCAGAAUUGGAGAGGGCACUCUGGCUGACUUUGUGUCCCUGACUUCACCAAUGAUCCCCUCUAUUAUUGUCCAUUGUGUAAAUGAGAUUGAACAACGAGGGUUGAAUGAGGCAGGUCUCUAUAGGAUCUCAGGUUGUGACCGGACAGUAAAAGAGUUGAAAGAGAAGUUCCUUCGAGCAAAAACUGUGCCCCUUCUCAGCAAAGUAGAUGACAUCCAUGCUAUAUGUGGCCUCCUUAAAGACUUUCUUCGGAACCUGAAGGAACCUCUUCUGACCUUUCGGUUAAAUAAAACCUUUAUGGAAGCAGCAGAAAUCGCAGAUGAGGACAACAGCAUAGCUGCCAUGUACCAGGCUAUUGGUGAACUCCCCCAGGCCAACAGGGACACAUUAGCUUUCCUCAUGAUACACUUGCAGAGAGUCGCUCAGAGCUCCAGCACUAAAAUGGAUGUUGCCAAUCUGGCCAAAGUCUUUGGUCCUACAAUAGUUGCUCAUGCAGUACCCAAUCCUGACCCUAUGACAAUACUACAGGAUACCAAACGUCAGCCCAAGGUGGUAGAGCGCCUGCUUUCUCUGCCACUGGAAUACUGGAGUCGGUUCAUGAUGGUAGAACAGGAGAAUAUUGACCCAAUACAUGGCAUCGAAAACUCCAAUGCCUUUUCUACACCAAAGACACCUGAUGUUAAAGUGAGUGUAUUAGGACCUCUGACUACUCCUGAGCAGCAACUCAUGAAGACUCCUUCAUCCAGUUCACUCUCCCAGAGAGUUCGCUCUACUAUCAGUAAGAAUACACCCAAGUUUGGAAGCAAGAGCAAGUCUACUACCACCCUGGGACGUCAGGGCAACUUUUUUGCCUCUCCAAUGCUCAAAUGAAGUCACUCUCUAGCUUUGUUUCUUUCCUGGCAUUUACACUCUGCAAGAAAAGCCCACACCUAUACACUCUGUUUUGUAGCCUCCUGUACUUGCUAUUACUUUAUCAUUUUCCAGGCUUUUGAUUAAAUGUAAUUGUGCAUGGAAUUUUUAUUAAGAUGUAAUAUAUAUAUAUAUAUAUAUACACACACACACACACACCUAGAUAUCCUCAGUUGAAGUAGUAACACCUAAUAUUGGUAGUUUUUGUUAACUUUUAAGUGAGAGAAGAUCUGGGCAGGGGUGGGAGUUGAAUGGAUUCUUUAGAAAAUAUUAGGUGGGUUUUUUUUAUUUUUUAAGCUCCCUUUUGGUUUAAAGUUUAAAUGCUGCCCAUGAAAUGACCCAGUUGUCCCAAAAUUUUUAAAGAGGUAUUUUCUUGUGGUAGUGGCAAGAAAUCUCUUUGACAAGACUGGCUUGUCUUAGGGGAAAGUGAAAGCAGGGGGACUAUAGGAUGUCAUCUUCAGCAAACAUUAAAAUUUCCUUUACCACCACACCUGACCUGAACAUAAUAGUUUGGUGUGCCAGUUAGAAAUAUAGUAUGCUUGGCUUAACAUGAAUUGAUUAGCUAUUGAUAUUAAGUGGGCACAGCCUUGUAAAUAUGAUACUAAAGCUUAUAUUUAUGUCUGGUACAUGACUGGAAGUUGGGGUCAAAGCCAGUCUGUUUUUAAAAGUGAAUUUCUGCUGGUACUUGACCUUCACUUUGUGUAAAGGGACCUCCUUUUUGGAAGUUGAUAAACUUUCUGUUGUGUGUCUUACCUGAUGGUCAAGAGAGUAGAAUUUAAAGUGAGUAUUAGCACAGCUUUAUAUGUCAGAGUAAGCACUGGUCAUUUUUUUUCUUUGCACUUUGGAUGCUGGGAUUUGCCCCUGGAACAUGUAUAUAUAUCCCCAGGGUUUUUCUUCAAAAGAUCUAUCCCGAUAUUUGUAAAAAUGGUUUCUUUUUUAUCCAUAUCUCAAAAACUGUAUUGACCCUUGUCUGUCAAACUUAGCUAUUUGGAAUGAAAACUUUGGGAAAAAAAGUAAACUGCUUUUUCAUUAUGAACAUGGAGUUUGUUUAUUUUCAAAGCCCUCUUUUUUAAUGUUAUUUUUUAUUAAUAUCUUUUUCAUCACAUUAAUUUCCAAAUAUAUUCCUCCUUCUUUCCCCUCCUUCACCAAUGAGCCAUUCCUUGUAACAAAGAUUAAAAAGGUUGUUCAGCACAAUUAACCAGAUCGGCCAUGCCUUACAACAUUCAUAUUAUUCCAUGCUCUUCAGGGACAACUGGUCAUAAUUGUACAGCAUUCAGUUUGUGCUUUUUAUUGAUGUGUUGUUUUUCUCUGCUUAUGUUGUAAUCAUUGUUUCUUAAUUCUAUCAGUCUCCCCAUGCUUCUCUGAAUUCUCCUUACGUAUUGUUUUUUUUAGUGUGGUGAUAUUACAUUUGUGUGCUACAACUUGUCUAAUCAUUCUCCAGUCGGGCACCUCCUUUGAUUCCAAUCCUUUGUCAACAUAAAGAGUGCUCCUCUGGCUUCUGGUGUAUAUUGGUACCUUUUUUUUUUUUUUGGUCUAAAAACCUUUCUAUAAAAGGUCUUUUU
Molecule: messenger RNA, 4019 nt
Organism: Dromiciops gliroides (monito del monte)
Lineage: Eukaryota; Metazoa; Chordata; Mammalia; Microbiotheria; Microbiotheriidae
Gene: RACGAP1
Product: Rac GTPase activating protein 1
Exons: 17
Coding region: 520-2418 (632 amino acids)
Biological process (GO): signal transduction
Source: RefSeq, a predicted model, not a curated record